Castor canadensis (American beaver) is the source of this 2333-nucleotide messenger RNA. It is a transcript of the gene Nectin2, whose product is annotated as nectin cell adhesion molecule 2. Gene Ontology annotation, molecular function: cell adhesion molecule binding. The record is from RefSeq and is a predicted model, not a curated record. Gene Ontology annotation, cellular component: plasma membrane; focal adhesion; apical junction complex. NCBI's taxonomy places the organism in Eukaryota, Metazoa, Chordata, Mammalia, Rodentia, Castoridae. Gene Ontology annotation, biological process: coreceptor-mediated virion attachment to host cell; acrosome assembly; positive regulation of immunoglobulin mediated immune response.
CUAACCGAGUGGCCGGGGGCGCGGAUCGCAGAGCCGGGCGGCGAAAAGCUGAGCCCGGAGAACACAGAGCAGGGAGGGCAGUGCGCGGCGGGAACCGGCCUGGAGCCGGACCCUUCAGGCACCUGCUUGUCCGCCCAGCCGGUCGGUGCACGCAUAGUGGCCCGUAGGCCCCCGCCCGGGCCCAGUCCCCUCCCGGGCCCUCCAUGGCCCGGGCCGCAAACCUUCCGCCGUCGAGAUUGUCGCCGACGCUACCGCUGUUGCCGCUGCUAUUGCUGCUGCUCCGGGAAACAGGAGCCCAGGAUGUGCGGGUCCAAGUGCUCCCCGAGGUGCAGGGCCGCCUGGGAGGCACCGUGGAGCUGCCGUGCCACCUGCUGUCGCCCAGCCCCGACGUGCGUGUCUCACAGGUGACCUGGCAGCGGAUGGACUCUGCAGCUGUGGCCGCCUUCCACCCUAACUUCGGUGUCCACUUCCCCAACCCACAGUCCAGCAAGGACAGGCUGUCCUUCGUCAGAGCCGGGCAGGACACAAAGACGGACCUGCGCGACGCCACCCUGGCCAUCCAGGGACUGACGGUGGAGGACGAAGGCAACUACACCUGCGAGUUUGCCACCUUCCCCAACGGCACCCGCCGGGGCAUGACCUGGCUCAGAGUCAUAGCCCAGCCUGAGAACCAUGCUGAAGCCCAGGAGGUCACGCUCAGCCUGGAUCCUGUGCCCGUGGCCCGAUGCGUCUCCACGGGGGGACGCCCACCUGCCCGAGUCACCUGGAUCUCCACUCUGGAUGGGGAGGCCAGAGAGCACCAGGAAUCUGGGCCCCAGUCUGGCACUGUCACUGUCACCAGUCGCUAUAGCUUGGUGCCUUCGGGCCGAACAGAUGGCGUCAAGAUCACCUGCAAAGUGGAGCAUGAGAGCUUUGAGAAGCCCACCUUGCUGCCUGUGACGCUCUCCGUGCGCUACCCUCCCGAGGUCUCCAUCUCUGGCUAUGAUGACAACUGGUACCUCGGCCGCAGUGAGGCCACCCUGACCUGCAAUGUCCGCAGCAACCCAGAGCCCACAGGCUACGACUGGAGCACGACUUCCGGCGUCUUCCCAUCCUCCGCAGUGGUCCACGGCCGCCAGCUGCUCGUGCACUCAGUGGACCGACAGGUCAACACCACCUUCAUCUGCACGGUCACCAACGCCGUGGGCACCGGCCACGCAGAGCAGGUCAUCUUCAUCCGAGACACCCCCCAGGCCUCCUCCCGAGACGUGGGUCCACUGGUGUGGGGGGCGGUGGGGGGAACAUUGCUGGUGUUGCUUCUCCUUGCUGGGGGGGCCUUGGCCUUCAUCCUGCUGAGGGCGAGGAAGAGAAGGAAGAGCCCUGGAGGAGGAACAGGAGGAGGUGCAGGUGGCCGCGACAGGGGAUCCUUUGAUCCAAAGACUCAGGUGUUUGAAAACGGGGCUCCUGUCUUCUGGACGCCAGCUGCCUCUGAUCCCAUGAGGCCAGAGGGCAGGGAUGAGGAGGAAGACGAGGAAGAGAAGGCAGAGGAAGGCCUCAUGUUGCCUCCAUCAGUGACACUCAAGGACGACAUGGAGUCCCACCUGGAUGGCUCCCUCAUCUCUCGGAGGGCGGUUUACGUGUGACCCCAAAGACAUACAGGACAGACAGAAGCUCCCCGCCCUGCCCCCGGCCAGCCAAGCCAGCCUUGGGUUCCGUAGACUGGUUGGACCGGUUUGCCUGGCCCACUGGGAGUUAGAAGCUACCUCCUGCCUUCUGGAUGGACGGAGGUGGAGUCACACCAGGCAGUCACACCAUUCCUCCAGGGACACAUGGGGAAGGGGGACCCCAGGAGCUCCAUGGCAGGACCCCAAGAGGACCCCUCAGAGACAUGGUUUCAGCCCCAGCCUGCCCUUGGCCCUGUGACACUCAGGAGUUAAUAAAUGCCUUUGAGGAAACCUUGGGGGUGUCCUGUAGUACAUCAGACCCCCGCUUUGGGUCCUGGAGAAGAGCGUGUGGGGCUUGGGAUAGGUACUGCCCAGUCCCCAAGGUUGAGAAGAAUGAAUGGGGUCCCCGGGGCAGCCUGGAGGAGCUCAAACUGGCUGUCAGGGACCUUGAGGCUAGUCAGACAUGGAACUGGGUUGCUGACUUUGGGGCUCAGAGGCUGGGGCACUUGGGCCCCUGGGUCACAGGACAGGUGGGGUGGCCAGACUGGCUUGGAGGCUCCAUGGGAGAGGAAGGCUGGGUACCUGAGCUCUGGGUCCUCCAAUGGAAGUGGCAGGCCACGAGGGCUGGAGGCUUGGGACUGUGACCCCCCCCACUCAGGGAACAAGAGCUGCUCUUCCCGCCCCCCUGUU